CGAUAUCUACCACCACACUUUUUAAAAAGAAGUUAUUUGCACAUUCGCUACAACACAUUUAUUUCCUUCCUCUCCAAUGCCAAAGGUUCAACUGGGGAAUUCGAGAUUCAGUCAAUAAUACAUAGGACCUAGGUGACGGUGGAACUUGGCAAGAUGUCACGGUUAACUCCGGUAUCCACAAAUUUAUAUCGAUCUCAAUCGGCUACUAGUGUCGCUGCGUCUGAUACCACAUACCAUUCUUUCCAUGAUAUCGAGCUAUAUGAGCCUCGAUCAACGUCUGUUACCGUUGAGAAACAGAUGCCUUCCCGUAAGGAGGACAAGUUUGAAUUCAAACCCAUACUUCGCCAUGAUUCAGGCUACGAGUCGAUACAUCCUAGGUCUAAGUCCAUUGCGUCCCGAUCUUCCCAACGACGCAAUUCUGGUAUCUAUACGAGUUCCUCCCAAGCACGAACACGAACCAGGCCUUCAGCCCGCCGUGCCGCAAAAUCAACUCCGAACCCGCAAGUAAGACGACUAAGUACGCAACCUCCGCACUCGAGCCAAUCGAAUCAACAGCCCACCACAUAUUACUACUUUCCGCCACCGGAAUCGCUUUCGGGAAGUAUAGAUGAGGGCAUUGAUACUGAUGAUGCCGGUCCGUCAUAUCCCCCACCACCACAGACUACCCAUUAUUGGACAAGCGAUCACACUCGGCGCCUCGAAUAUGCCGCUAUCGACGCCGCAAGCCGUGGUGUAAAGGGAUGGUUCAUGAAGCAUGUGGUCCCGGACUGUUUCGUACCCAAGGCAAACCGACGGGUUGGGUUCGAUGAUGACUCUGGAAGCGUCAGACGGUAUCGAUUGGAGCUUGAUUGCGACGAGGCAGAAGAAAAGGGAAGCAAUGGUGGCAAGAAGAUGGGAUGGCUUUUUGGCCGAUAAUUGACGACGAAUGAACUCACGCGACGACAGAAAACGAAUUGGAGGAUCACGUUAUUGCAUCCGCAUGGUCGAGGCGUUGUUAUACCCAUUUUGAUUUUUCUCUUUUUAAUCUUUUUUUUCUUCUCUAAGUUUUAUUAUAUCCACGCAUAUUUUGGUAAUUGGCGACGCAUUACACGCAUAUGAUUCACAACGGCAUGAAAAAAAUGGGAGCAUCUUGAGGCAUGGCUGAGUCGAUUUGAAAUCGAGAUUGAUUGAUUUACAGACUGGAAUGAAACUAGACUGGCAAUACCACUAGAGUGGAGGGUUUGCGUAGCUUGGUUGUUGCAUUAUUGGGUGCCAGUUCAUCAACAUUGGCUGGGAGCAUAUACGUACAUACAUCAUUUGUAAUGAUUUAGCAGAUAGCUGCUUGUUAAUAAUAUUAAAUAAAUACUUAUAA
Messenger RNA from Hypoxylon trugodes, 1351 nucleotides. RefSeq lists its product as uncharacterized. The record is from RefSeq and is a predicted model, not a curated record. Lineage: Eukaryota; Fungi; Ascomycota; Sordariomycetes; Xylariales; Hypoxylaceae. The transcript has a single exon. Bases 154 to 915 code for a protein of 253 amino acids.